Messenger RNA from Magallana angulata, 2674 nucleotides. RefSeq names its product E3 ubiquitin-protein ligase CHFR-like. Lineage: Eukaryota; Metazoa; Mollusca; Bivalvia; Ostreida; Ostreidae. Gene Ontology annotation, cellular component: nucleus. The transcript is spliced from 21 exons. Gene Ontology annotation, molecular function: protein binding; ubiquitin-protein transferase activity. The coding region runs from base 96 to 2147 and encodes 683 amino acids. Gene Ontology annotation, biological process: mitotic cell cycle checkpoint signaling; ubiquitin-dependent protein catabolic process; protein ubiquitination. The record is from RefSeq and is a predicted model, not a curated record.
CUCCGGUGUUAUUGAUAAAUUUUCUGUGAAGUUGUAAAAUUGAAAAUAAGCUAAAAUUACUGAAAAUAAAUAGGUCCUAUUUAACUUUCUAAGUCAUGGAAGAGGCAUGGGGCCAGCUGGUCAGUCUGACGGAUGUUGAAUCAGAGCCCGUGCUAAUUACUUCUGACAGACUGACAAUUGGUCGAGCACCAGACUGUGAUAUUUCAUUCGCUGGAAACAAACUUGUGUCAGGCCAUCAUUGUAGUGUGGAGAGAGAUGAAGAUGGACAGGUGUGGUUACGAGAUUCCAGUACAAAUGGAACACUCCUAAAUUUGAAAGUUAAAGUCACGAAAGGAAAUGGGAAGAAAUUGAGUCAUGGAGAUGAAUUUUAUGUGGUCCAUAAGAAAGAUAACGAGGAUUUAAACAUUGGAUACAUUUAUCAAAGCAUGGCAGAACUAAAAAAAGAACUUGAAGAAAGUCUUGAAGACACACAGGAGUAUUCUAACAAUGAAUUUCUGGAUGCCACUUUGGCAGAUGAUGGUGUCAAUGAAAUAGAAGCUACAGAAGACUCACCUAAACCAAAGAAAAGGCCAGCAGAAUCAUCACCAGAAGAGCCAGUGGAAAAAAUUAAAAGUGAAAAAAAGGUGAAAUUAGAUAGAGAUCCAGAGAAAAAGACAGAAAUUCAGUCUUGUAAAUCAGAGGAGUCUACAAAGAAGACAAAAGCAGAUUCCUCUAAAUCUGAGCAAAAGACAGCUCAGGCUGACACAGAAUCAGGGGAAAGGUGCCCAGGGGACAAAGGCCCAGGGACUGCAGUGGAGUCUAAGGAUGGAAUGGAGGAAGUGCUGGUGUGCAUCAUCUGUCAGGAGAUCAUGCACGACUGUAUCAGUUUACAGCCCUGUAUGCAUACAUUCUGUGCGGGCUGUUACUCAGACUGGAUGAAGCGAUCCCCAGAGUGCCCCUCUUGCAGAAUGACGGUGGAUAGAAUUAACAGGAACCAUAUAGUGAACAACCUAAUCGAGGCAUAUCUGAAGGAACACCCAGAUAAAAAGAGAUCAGAGGAAGACAUCAAAGAACUUGACGCCAAAAAUCAAAUAAGCAGAGACAUGUUAUACCCGAAGGAGUUGAAGGACAAGGAAUAUGACCCUGAUGAAGAGGUGGAGGAUUCUGACGAUUAUGAAGAGGACUCUGAUGAGGCGGACAAUCAAGGACCCAUAUCUACUUCUGUGUUUAGACCUGCUCCAGUCCCUCCUUUUCAGUAUGGUGGUGGACUGUUUGGAAAUUGGAACCCAGUGAGAUUUGUCUGUCGUCAGUGUCCCAAUUACCGUGACCCAAACACACCUGGGACAGGUGUUUUAGGAACAGUUUUUAACACUGUGAGGACUGCUCUAGGUAUCAAUCAGGGCAAUUCUCAAAAUACACAGGGCAAUAACCAGGGCAUGACCACUACAGAAGGCAAUCAACCGGGGCCAUCCACUGCUGACCAACCAGACACCACAGGAGAUGACAGUGAGGCUACCCAGCCCACCACCUCCACAGAAGAUGACUUUGAAGAGAGGAAGAAGAAAGAUGACAUGAAACCAGAGGUUGUAGCUCCGCAAUAUGUCUGUGUGGUGAACCAAAACCACAUUCUAUGUCAGUGUUGUUUACAACCAAUGCCGGACAGACGGACAUUGCCAGAGACACGCCAGCAGUGUUGUCUGUGUCUAAGAUCAUUCUGCCAUGCCUACUGGGGAUGUAAAAAAGCUGAAUGUCUGGGUUGCAUUGGAAGAUUUAAAGACAUGAAUUUAGGAAGAAAGUGCCUCGUGAACCUUAUUCUGGAAAAUCCUUAUGAAUCAGAAAUCUUACAGAAUUACCUUGAAGAGAAGAAAAUGGCCUUGAAUGAGAUGAGAGAUAUCUGUAUGCAGAAGUUGGAUGAGGGAACAUACAAGUGCAUAGACCAGAGGCGAUUGAAUCUGACAUCAGAAAGUACAGUGUGUUACCCCUGUGCCUUGAGGAACUUCAAGGAUUUAGCAUACUCUUUCAGAUCAGAUAUCAAGAAAGAAGAUUUACCAGAGGCUGUAAGGAGAAGAAAUGACUGCUAUUGGGGUAAAAACUGCAGGACUCAGAAAAACAAACCUCACCAUGCUCAAAAUUUUAACCACGUAUGCGAACAAACUAGGACAUCAUAGAACUUGGGGAAUUUUAUUGUCUAAACAUUCCAACCAUGUGCAUGUGAUUAGGCAAUGUUCAUUUUUGGUGUGUUAUGUGUGUGCAGAAGGGAGUGACCCGAGUCAGUGAUGCGUGACUGAGAUAAUGACCUUCAAUCAGAGAGGGAGAUUAUGUCAGGAAACAGUUCAACAAAUGUUAGAGAUCCCUAUGAUCCCAGGAUUUCCAGAUGACGGUCCCCAGUGACAUACAGAUAUACUGGUAGCUGCUGUGAUAAAUCAACCAUACAUUUCAUCAAAGACUAGCUUAGAUAUAGUUAUGAAUUUAAAUGUUUUUUUUUGUGAGAAGAUUUAUCUGUGAUAGCGUUAUUUGUUACUUUUAUGAACUGUUUGAACUAGAAAUUAUGGGGAAAAUGUACAUCUUAAUGUAUCACAAAUUGUAUAUCUUACAAUGUGGGCCAUGUGUAGGUUUGUGUUUUAUUAUGUACUGUAGUUUAUGAUAAACUGAAUCAUAAGUAUCUUUAUCUAGAAACCAUUAAAUUUAUCCAAUU